UUCUCUCUGCCGUUUAUGGCUUAUAUAUGUACUUCUUCAGACAUUGCCCAAAUCAUACAGUCACCGAUCAAAGUCUUCCUCACAAUAUGUGUCAUUGUAAAUAUCAUCCAGUCGUCCUUACCCAAACUUUCUUUUAUCAGACAAAUCCAAGGAUUCUAGUCUUUUUUCAUAUCUAUCCUCUGCUUACUACAUGUUAAAGUCACGCUGAUGUUCAUAUGGUUGGAGGACAGUUUGUGUUCCCCUCUACCCCCGGGAGAAGCCUUCAGCCACCCCAGGCACACUCCUCCCACAUCAACAGACCACACACAGCUCGUUCCCUGACCGGUCGACCUUCCGCUCCUAGUGCAACCAUCACUUCCUCCUCACAGAGAACUCCGAACCCGACCUCAGCCGAAUCUUCCACCACCUCCAACAGUCUGACAAUCUCUUCCGUACCGGGAUUUAACAGAAUGCCCGUACCUGCCUCGUUUCUACAAUACCCAGGCGCGUUUUAUCCGGCUUUUCAAAGUGGAAAUGCAGGUGAACUUAAACAAUUCAGCAUGACACAACUACAGGCUUUCAACGCACAGGCCACAUUUCCUACAGAUCUUUCAAAAGUGAAAACGCCUAUCAUAAAUAGAAACUAUCUAGAGCUGGCGAUGCUUGUCUGCAACACGUUCCGAGGGAAACUCUUCCCCUGUCCUCAUUGUCGUUACGUCACAGACCGACGAAACAACCUUAAACGCCACAUAUCUACCAUGCAUCAAACAUGUGACAAAGUGCUGGAGUGUUGCGGGGUAACGUUUGGAACAAAGGCGUCGCUAAGGGAACACAUCAUGAUAUUUCAUCACAAUGGCUACUCCUGUCCCUACUGCGGACGUCGAUUUUGCCGGAAAGCUUUACUGAAGCGCCAUCUAUCGGUUCACAGUGGCCAGAAGGACUUUUCUUGCCCCCAUUGUGAUUAUGCCACUAGUCACAAAAGUAACUUGGAGCGACAUAAACGCAUCCACGAAAGAUUACGGUCUUUGGACGAGAAUAAGACUUCUUUCGACGGCAUGGAAGGGCUUUGUGAACAGACUCCAGUGUCUUCCGCUUCUUCCAUACGUCAGCAUCACGAUCCCGACGAAAAACUGUUUCAACAAACCAUCGAUAUAGAGGAUUCAGAAAUUUCAGACAAUGAGGAGAUAAAUGUUACGUCGACAGAAGAUGAAAUAGAUGUAUGAAUGAAACAGUUUAUUUAAUUUCAUUGUUAAGAUUUUUAAAAUGUUCACCCUUAUCUGACACUACCACUUCACAAUUUACCCGUUGUACUUUUAUGUUAGAGAAGCAAUAGAUGUUUAACUCGUUUUUACACAUUAACUUUAUUCACCAAUUUGGAAUAAUUGUGUUACAUAAAGAUACUAUUUAGUUAUUAAUCGCACUUUCAACGAUCAAUUAUAACUGUUUUAAAGUAGUAUUUUUACAACUUUGAUAUGAUUUUUUAUUAAUUGAAUGAGCAACUUUAUUAAAACGAAACGUGUCAUCCUAAGAAAGAACUUUACAGGAAGUUUUAUAUUGCGACAACCGCAUGACGUCCUAAUUUACGACUUGUUUGCAACAUUCACAUGACGCCCUGAUUUAUGGCAUAUUUGUACCCGUUCAGUUCGGAAGCAUGCGGUUUUGCGAGCCUCUCGACUCAAUGAAAAUAAAAAGACUUAACAAACGGCGUCUUUAACCUAAAAAAGAAUCAUUUAAAACUGUAAUACAUACAGCCAACAUAAAAAUCAGACUCUCGGCAUUUCUUGCCGACAUAAAGUUAGAAGUUAUGAAAAGAAAGGAACUCGGUAGAGAGAUGGCGCCAUCAGCCUUAUCAAGAAAAUCAUAGAAAAUGGGUUGAUGACAAUGUUUUUGUAAGCAAUACUACUUUCGACCUAAUAUACAUUUUAAUUUUAUCUCAGUUUUAAAUGCCGUUCUCUUGAUAUGAUAUCGUUAACAAUUUAGUAGUUAAAACUCCCCUAUUGGGUUUAUUUAAAUUAACGUGACUGUGAACAAAAUCAGGCCGAAUAAAAACCUUUCAAGGGGCAUGGUCACGAUUUUAUUCAAUUUUUUUUUAUUAAGGCAUUUUUGAUAGGCAACCCAAAUUUGAAUGUCAUUUGUUGAGUUACAAGCGAGUUACAGAGCUUACAAUUCAUCGCUACGUAAACAAAGCGUUUGUUUACAUUUUGAAUGUUGAAGUGAAAAUUCCAGUUUUAGACCUAAAAUGAAUGUGUUGAUCGUUAGGAACUGUUUAUUUAUGCUUAAAAUGAAUAAGAAUGUCGAAAAAUCAUCUUGAAAAAGAUUUUUACUGGUAUAUUGAACCUUUGUUAACAAAAACAGGGCCCGAGCCUUGUUUACAUGACGAAGAUUUGUGUGCCCUGUAUAUGCUUAAAACUCAUCGAUAUCAAAAUCAACUAAAUAUGUAAUUAAAAAAUAUAAACAAAAAAAGGUCUCACAACGCCCACCCCAAAUACUUGUAUAAAACUUAAAAAAAUCAAUGAUUAUUAUCAAAUACUUAAAAGGGAACUUUUGACAUUUUAGAAUAACUAUUGUAUGAUUUGAGUUAACACAAGAUUUUUAACAAAAUAUUGGUAAAAAAGUAUUGGU
Messenger RNA from Magallana angulata, 2601 nucleotides. Its product is annotated as replication initiator 1-like. The transcript has 2 exons. The record is from RefSeq and is a predicted model, not a curated record. Gene Ontology annotation, molecular function: RNA polymerase II cis-regulatory region sequence-specific DNA binding; DNA-binding transcription factor activity. The coding region runs from base 216 to 1202 and encodes 328 amino acids. NCBI's taxonomy places the organism in Eukaryota, Metazoa, Mollusca, Bivalvia, Ostreida, Ostreidae. Gene Ontology annotation, biological process: regulation of transcription by RNA polymerase II.